UUGCGAGAAGUGUUUACACAGCUGAUGGCAGAGCAGGAAUCUGCUGUUUUUGCUGAGGAGCAGAAGGUUUCUGAUUUUGACAGCAUGAGCAAAAGAAACACAAUAAUUGGAGAUGUACUGUAGUCUGUGGGAGAGCAGAGAUGGAUUCCGCAUUUGAGAGACACUGCUCGGAGCUGGCGGCCCGGGAAAGGAGCGGACACACGGCUGUGGUGGUGGAUAACCUGCUGUAUGUGUGGGGAGGCUACAUGUCAGUCGCUGACGAGGAAGUUUUCCUUCCCAGUGAUGAAAUCUGGCAGUAUGACCUAGAAGCUGGUAUAUGGAAGGUGUUUCACAUGACAGGCGAAGUUCCUCCAUCCAUGUCUGGGACCUGUGGCUGCUCCCUGAAUGGACACAUGUACAUAUUUGGAGGUUGUGACGAUAAUGGACAGACCAAUCAGAUGUACCGUGUUGACCUGACAGACGGUAAAUAUAUGUGGAGGAAAAUCGUACAAGAGUUUGGUUCCUCUCCUUCACCUCGAGAUAAACUAUCCUGCUGGGUUUACAAUGGAAGGCUCAUCUACUUUGGAGGAUAUGGUCACAAGCUGCUGACUGAUAUUAACAACAGGAACAGAAGCUUUAUUGUUGAUGAAACAUCAUGGGUGGAAGAUGUGUUUUGGGGAUGGAACAAUGAAGUUCAUGUAUUUGACCCCACACAAGUCAGUUGGUGUGAACCACAAACCCAUGGUCGUGCUCCAGCUCCAAGGGCAGCCCACGCUGGUGCCACACUUGGAUGCAAAGGAUACAUCUGUGGAGGAAGAGUCAUGGAAACCAGGACGAGUGAUAUUCACUGUCUAGACCUCGAAUCAUGGACAUGGUCAGAAAUAAUCCCACUGUCCAACACCCCAGUGGGCAGAUCAUGGCAUACGCUCACGGCAGUGUCAGAUACAGCCAUGUUCCUGUUUGGAGGUCUCAGUGUAGACUGCAAACCAAUGAGUGAUGGUUGGUUGUUUGAUGCUGAAACAAAGAAAUGGAGGGAGCUUGAGCAUCCCUAUAAGAAUAAGCCCAGGCUGUGGCACACAGCAUGUGCCAGCAAAGACUCUGACGUGAUAGUGUUUGGUGGAAGUUGCGACUACAUCCUCCUUGUUGACACCGGACACUGCAAUGAAGCACUUGUUUUCCAGAUGCAACCAUAUCCUCUCUUUAGGAUUUGUGAGGAUUACAUUGCAAAGAAUGUGAGAAACUCUGAGAGGCUCAGAAAUCAGCUUCCUCUUCUACCUCCCAAGCUACAGAAGGCACUACAGAGGAGAAUAUCCUUCUACAGGCCUUCAAAGAAGCAGAAUAACAGUUAAAAAUAACUUAAAUGGGAAUAAGAAUGCUUUAUCAUAUGCUUUUUACUUUGGGGGGACUUUGGGAGGAAUAUUUUAUGUUUUAUUUUAUUCUUUUAAGAUAUCUAUUAUUUUAUACAGUUCUUGCCAAAGCACUCAACUGUCCAUUCAAUAGCUGUGAUUAAUAAAUAAGCUAUUAAAAG
Messenger RNA from Melanotaenia boesemani (Boeseman's rainbowfish), 1507 nucleotides. Its product is annotated as kelch domain-containing protein 1-like. The transcript has 14 exons. Gene Ontology annotation, molecular function: protein binding. The record is from RefSeq and is a predicted model, not a curated record. NCBI's taxonomy places the organism in Eukaryota, Metazoa, Chordata, Actinopteri, Atheriniformes, Melanotaeniidae. The coding region runs from base 141 to 1328 and encodes 395 amino acids.